Molecule: messenger RNA, 1832 nt
Organism: Saccostrea echinata
Lineage: Eukaryota; Metazoa; Mollusca; Bivalvia; Ostreida; Ostreidae
Product: fork head domain transcription factor slp1-like
Exons: 1
Coding region: 561-1832 (423 amino acids)
Biological process (GO): cell differentiation; regulation of transcription by RNA polymerase II; anatomical structure morphogenesis
Molecular function (GO): DNA-binding transcription factor activity, RNA polymerase II-specific; RNA polymerase II cis-regulatory region sequence-specific DNA binding
Source: RefSeq, a predicted model, not a curated record
UUAUGAUAAUAUCGGGUACUUCUGGCACCCGGGAGCUGAGAUAAGUCAAUCAAUGCAUUGUUGACAAAUUCUUAUCGAUGACUGCAUCAUGAUUAGGAAGGGAUCACAGUUUGUUUGUCUAUUAAGUCCCAGUCUAAAUACUUCACAACUAUUAUCAAUUUAAAAACAAUUUAACCAUAUCGCUAUACCCGCCUUCCAUCUCUCUCGUGACAUUUCAGGAAACCCUCCAUGGACAUUUUUAGCCAAUCAGAAAGCUUUCUGGUAGCGAAUAUCGUUUUCAAUUUAGUCACGCAAAUAUGGAGGCGAUUAGGUAGCGACCUGCUAUAAGAAAUAUAAAACAAGGCGAUCUGGGGGUUUUAUUAACAGAACGUACAAAUGUUUGGUUGAGUUUUGUAGUGUUUAGGUAGGAGUUUGAAAUCCAAGUCGAUUUAUUUGUGUGUUACCUUGAACAGUGGAUGUUUAGCAAAACAAUCGACUGAAGAAGAUUUGUUUUCCUGUAAAUAUUUCUAAUAACUUAGUGAUCAUAUUUGUUGAUUCCUGUUAUAUACGAAAGCCACAGUAUGCAACACACACAUUAUGACAGUGGAGGCUUCCAGAAUGGACUUUAUGGGUCCUCUCCAAACUUUGACGGAUCGACAAUAAAAUUACACCAUGGACAUUACACAGAAACUUCCGAUCCAUGCUUCAACAGUCUCUUCUCAAAUGCUUCUUCGCCCGGGAAUUUUCUUCCAAGAGACCCGCCAUCAUAUGCGGAAUCUACAACGAUUUUCCAUCCAGGGUUCGUUCCGAAUUCGAGUCCGUCGUACUACAAGAUGUCUACUGGACGCCAGGAGAUUCCGGAAUACGGACUAGCUCGUGGCGGCGAGCAGAUUCUAUCAAAAGUCGAUAUUAUGGAUCAGGCGACAGGCUCACUUGACAUCACCCCACGCUAUGAUGCAGAAGGCGGAAGGCUGUUGCACGAGGCAGAUCUCAACUCAAGUCACGAAGAAAACGUGAAACUAGAGAAUUCAGUGGAAUAUAAACCGGAAAUUCAAGGGAUGCAAACAGCAAUCACAGCUAACGAAAACCAUAUAAACCCCAAUGAUAGUAACAAUAAAAAUGAUUCUAAAGAUGACAAAAUAGAACCCGUGGACCAAACAAAUCCGGAAAAGGGUCAUGAUGAGAAAGCCAGAGGAAAUGCGGACGUCAAACCUGCUUUGUCCUAUAUAGCUCUUAUUGCAAAAUCUAUAUUAGAAUCUUCACAAAAAAGACUUAGCCUUGGUUCUAUAUACAACUGGAUUGAAAAGAAUUAUCCUUAUUACCAGAAUCGAGGCCAGGGCUGGAGAAACAGCGUCAGACAUAACCUAUCUUUAAAUGACUGUUUUAUUAAAGCGGGGAGAUGUGAGGAUGGUAAAGGGAAUUACUGGGCCAUACACCCCGCUAAUAUACAGGACUUUAUGCGAGGAGAUUUCCGACAACGAAGAAGAUCCAGGAGAAGAGGCAGAAAGAAGGAAGUGGAAUUAGGAAUGUAUCAUUUGACAAACGGAUAUAGCCCCCUCACACCCAGUGUCCCAUUUUCGCCCUCCGCGACCGCAUUUAAUUCCAUCUAUUCCCCAUACACUGAGGCUGAGCGCCGUGCAUACAGACUAGACGAAGCUCUACUUAGGCAGAGUAUGAACAAUCCCUUUAUGAAGUGGUACCAUAAUGGAGUUCCGAAUGGAACAUAUCCCGCACAAAAUACCGGAUGUAAUACAGGGAUGUAUAAUAACUCCUCCACCCAGUGGCAAGGGUACGGGGACCAGUCAGCCCAGUCUGUCUACCACUCACCCCUAUCACGGUACGUGUCCGAAUAA